Labrus mixtus (cuckoo wrasse) is the source of this 2850-nucleotide messenger RNA. Its product is annotated as sodium/hydrogen exchanger 9B2-like. The transcript has 13 exons. Bases 272 to 1756 code for a protein of 494 amino acids. Lineage: Eukaryota; Metazoa; Chordata; Actinopteri; Labriformes; Labridae. The record is from RefSeq and is a predicted model, not a curated record. Gene Ontology annotation, molecular function: antiporter activity. Gene Ontology annotation, biological process: proton transmembrane transport. Gene Ontology annotation, cellular component: membrane.
UGUCAGUGUGUUUACUUCAUACUUCUGAGUUAUGACUCCAAAAGAGAACGAGAGCUUCAGGGGGCUCCUCCCCCCUGACAGAGGGACAAACACACACUGCUGUUGACACGAGGUGGGACACACACUCGUCUUUGUGCGCUGCGGCGUUAAGAUCAGAGGAGGUGAGACCGGACGACACAAAGCGCUGACCCUUCACCUUUGGACCUGAUAGUACCUGUUUCAUCAUGUCAGCCUCACUGAACACCUGAAACAGAGUCCUCAGAGAAACCAAAUGAAGACGGCAUCCUCGUCCUCCUGCUGCUCGUCUUGCAUCAGUCUGAAGGAUCGAUGUCCUCGACCGCGGGGCCUCGUCAACCUGCUCAUCACUAAAGUGUGUCUCUUCGCUCUGCUCUUCGGGGUCGUCUGGUCCAUCACAGGAAGUCAGUGUUUACCUGGAGGGAACCUGUUCGGCAUUGUCAUCCUCUUCAUCUGCUCCGUGCUGGGGGGGAAGCUGGUGGGAAUGAUCCAACUGCCCACGCUGCCCCCCUUCCCCCCACUACUUGGGAUGCUGCUCGCCGGUCUGCUGCUCAGAAACGUUCCCUACAUCACGGACGCCGUCUUCAUCGACACCCACUGGUCCUCAGCCCUGAGGAACAUCGCCCUGUCAAUCAUUCUGACCAGAGCCGGACUGGGUCUGAACCCCUCUGCUCUGAGUCGUCUGAAGGCGGUGUGUGUGCGUCUCGCCGUUGGUCCCUGCAUGGUGGAGGCCUGCGUCAUCGCUAUAGUUUCACACUUCCUGCUUGGUCUGCCCUGGGUGUGGGGCUUCAUCCUGGGUUUUGUUCUCGCUGCAGUGUCUCCAGCUGUCGUUGUCCCGUCCAUGUUGCUCCUGCAGAAAGAAGGAUACGGAGUGGAAAAGGGGAUCCCCACCCUGCUGAUGGCUGCUGGGAGUUUUGAUGAUAUUCUGGCCAUCACAGGAUUCUCCACCUGCCUGGGGAUCGCCUUCUCUACAGGUGCGACGUGGAUGAACAUCCUGAAGGGUCUCCUGGAGGUGGUGGGAGGGGUCAUGGCCGGGCUGAUCCUGGGUCUGUUCUUGUGCCUCUUCCCCAGCAGUGACCAGGAGGACCUGGUCCUGAGGCGGACCCUCGUUUUGUUGGGUCUGUCCAUAUUCUCCGUCUUCUUCAGUCACGUCGUUGGUUUCGCUGGAGCCGGUGGACUCUGCACGCUGGUGUUGGCCUUUCUCGCCGCUCUGGGCUGGAAGUCGGACAAGGCUCCGGUGGCGGCCAUGGUGGGCCGCUCCUGGGACGUGUUCCAGCCGCUCCUCUUCGGUCUGAUCGGCGCAGAGAUCACCAUAGCGAAGCUGAACCCCAGCACCGUGGGUCUUGGUUUGGCCUGCAUCGCUAUCGGUCUGGUGAUCCGCCUGCUCGUCACCUUCCUGCUGGUUCACUUUGGAGGAUUCACCCUGAAGGAGAAACUCUUCAUAUCUGUGGCCUGGCUGCCGAAGGCCACCGUGCAGGCUGCCAUCGGCUCGAAGGCGUUGGACAUGGCGAGGGACGAGGCGUUGGACAAGACGUUAAUCAAGUUUGGCCUGGACGUGCUAACGUUAGCGGUGUUAGCCAUCCUGACCACGGCUCCCAUCGGGGCGCUGGGUAUAGGCCUGGCAGGACCACGCCUCCUGGCUCGACAGGUCAAAGACGACACAGAAGGCGGAGCCACGACUCAGAGCAGCGCCGGGACCAAUCAAGAAAAAGACAACAUGACUCUUGAGAGCAAACUCUGAGGCUUCUUACACACAUAUGAUAAGUGAAGCUACGGAAGCCCUGAGUGGACACGCAUGCAUAGAUUUUAUUUUGCUCUUGUAGUGUAAUUAACUUAUUAAGACUUUCCUCGUGCCACAGGAAAAAUGAACUUUAACUGUAUAAGUUAAUUAAUUAUUCAGUCUCAUAUCAGAAUGUCAGUAAGUUCUCUAGGAUCACUUCAAUCAUUAAAUAAAAAUAAGUUCUAAAUGAUUACAUGUGAUUUUAUUACAGGAAUCGUGAACAAUAAUGUAGAUUAAUAAAGUAAAUAUCAAAGAUUAUAAUUUGUAUGACUUUAAAGUUAAUUUCUUCCUUUAACAGGAAGUGGUGCCCCGAGGAAUAAUUAGAAUAUAUCAUCUUAAUAAGUUAAUUACGCUACGCUCUGCUUGGCAGCGUUAACGAGUUUUAAGAUCUCCACUUAUUCAUCUCGUUAUCUGAGAACAUCAUCGCUGGUUUUCUUGUUGACUUGUUUAAAGAUCUGCCUGUGUGUCCUCUUAGGGCUUCCAUACAAACCUUGUGUUGUUACAGAUCUGUUUUCAUAUCUCUGCCGUGUAUUUCUUUUUCUGCUUCUGUAAGCUAUUGCUAGCUCUUAGCCGCUUCUGUCACACGUCCUCUAAUGUUCAGGUUUUUCUUACUCUAUUGUAAGCGACAGGACUUCAUUUAUGUCAUAUACAAAAAUGUACAAUUAAGAACGUGGAAUCACCCCGGGUACAAUGUGUACUGUAUAUAGAAAGAGAAAAACUGUUUAUAAUACGGCUGUAAACAUGUUUGUUUCUGCUGGGACCAAAUGUGGAUUGACUCACUUCUGCAGCCAGCCUCUAGUGGACACUCGGGGAACUGCAGAUUUUACAUUGGCUUAGCAUUUUUCAGGUUGCCGUCUGGUGAAACCUCCAAACAUUGUUUUGUAGUGUUAGUAUUGUGUUUGUUGAUUUGCUGUACUGUGAGCUGCGGAGCCAGGUUACACAAUGUGAACGUGAUGGUCUGUAGAGGGGUUAGCUCGCUAAUGUUAGCGUAGCAUGUUUUUCAUCUGUGCCUUAAAUGAAAAAACCUCAUAAACACAAUAAAAGAGACACAAACA